UAUUAAUUUCCAAGUUAAAUGUUCAACAAGCCGGAUUGGUGGUUAGUUCAAACGUGAACCCUACACCAGAGGGAAGGACCAUAUGCAAAUGAUGGAUGCAGAAUCUGAUUUCCUAUUGGGUACUUGUAGUUAGCCAAUGAGAGAAUUCCCCACAGCCUACCUCCAGUCAGUAUAAAUAUUACUCUUGCUUUCACUUCAAAUGCAUUCUAACUACAUUUUUUGUGACAUCUUUUUUUUUUAUUGCUGUAGCAGUUAUGUCAGGUCGGGGAAAACAGGGCGGCAAAGCUCGAGCCAAGGCCAAGACUCGGUCCUCUCGAGCCGGGCUACAGUUCCCUGUUGGCCGUGUGCACCGCCUGCUCCGCAAAGGCAAUUACUCUGAGCGAGUAGGGGCUGGUGCGCCGGUGUACCUGGCGGCGGUGCUGGAGUAUUUGACCGCCGAGAUCCUGGAGCUGGCGGGCAAUGCGGCCCGUGACAACAAGAAGACACGCAUCAUCCCGCGCCACUUACAGCUGGCCAUCCGCAACGACGAGGAACUGAACAAGCUUCUGGGCCGUGUGACAAUCGCGCAGGGCGGCGUCCUGCCUAAUAUUCAGGCUGUGUUGCUGCCGAAGAAGACUGAGAGCCAUCAUAAGGCAAAGGGAAAGUAAAGUGCGGACUACUUGCAUUGGCCUUUACAUUUUCCGUGAGAACGAAAAAUCGGGCAAAUAACAAAGGCUCUUUUCAGGGCCAUCCACCACUUCCGUUAAAUGAGCUGUCAUGCUUGGGAUUGUAACACCUGUAAUAAAGGUUAUGAGGCAAAAUGAGGUGUGCUUGCUGACACUCCUAGCAAAUUGCCCUAUGGAAAUACUGCCCUGUAAAAUCCUUGGCAGACAUUUUGGGUAUGUGGGGGAAAAAGUCAUACACGUAAAACGUAC
Microcebus murinus (gray mouse lemur) is the source of this 914-nucleotide messenger RNA. RefSeq names its product histone H2A type 1-B. Gene Ontology annotation, molecular function: structural constituent of chromatin; protein heterodimerization activity; DNA binding. The record is from RefSeq and is a predicted model, not a curated record. NCBI's taxonomy places the organism in Eukaryota, Metazoa, Chordata, Mammalia, Primates, Cheirogaleidae. Gene Ontology annotation, cellular component: nucleosome.